Messenger RNA from Linum trigynum, 2149 nucleotides. The record is from the annotation of a GenBank genome assembly. Lineage: Eukaryota; Viridiplantae; Streptophyta; Magnoliopsida; Malpighiales; Linaceae.
CUCGUCCUCUGUCUUCUGAUACAACUCAUUUCCUUUAUCGUUAGACAGCCGGUGGGCGGUGGCUUAUCUUGUUUCAAUCAAUCCGUCCUCUGUUUCUCUGCCACCAAAUCCAUGGAGACCCGUAAAAAACGACGAAUCCGUCCACGAGCAAAUCCUCCCAUCAGCAAGCUUGGAGACGAUGCCCUGAUAGAAAUUCUGAUUCGCCUCCCCAACCCUCGAUACGCCUGCCGCUGCAAAUCUGUUUGCAAGCGCUGGAGGUCCCUGAUGUCGAGCCCCGCCUUCAAUCGCGGUUUCGCUUCUCACUACCAGGAUAUGACGAUCGUGAAGAAACUACCGCCACCUCCGCCUAUUCCCUCUGACGACCCGCUUUCGAAAUCAUCGAUCAUCAUGAGCUUCCUUCCUCAAGAUCCUUUGGACAAUUGAUCAGAACUCAGAGUCCUGGAUUGCUUCAAGGAUUUGCUUUUAUGCGGGUUUUGGGAUUGCUUGACUACUCAUACAGAAAUGGUCAGAACGUUUUUGGUUUGCAAUCCGUUUACGAAGCAAUGGUUAGCACUUCCUGUAGCUCCAGACAAGCCCAAGGGUUGUCGUUGGACGGUCUCCAGGUUAGUUUGUGAACCCCGCAUUUGUUUUGAUCUUGAUCUAGGACCAGAAGGAGGAAGCGAUGAGGACCAAAGUUCAUUCCUUGUUUAUUCGGAGUAUCGGUUCCGGGUGUUGUCUAUCUAUCAAGAUAGGACAUCAAUCAAACUCGACAUGUUUUGUUCCGAGUCUGGGGAGUGGACCAAAGAAGCUCUUAUUCUUGAUGGGUAUCGCUUACUCGAUUACAAAAAUGUAUGGUCCUGCAAUGGGGAGUUGUUUUGGUCUUGCGUUAAGGAUGAAGAAGGGGAUGAUCCAUUGCUUGCUUCGCUUAAUGCUUUUUGCCUUGAUACGCCUAUUGAUAUUUAUGCUUGUCCGCUCUUCGAGAAGACAAAGCAGUGGGAUCUUUCAAUCUCACAGGGUGCUCUGCACGUAAUUUUGCGCGAAAUGCAAACUGAAACUGUAAGCGUUUGGAGACGGGAAGAAGAUGGCAGGUCAUGGACGAUGCAAUGUGAAGGGUCGUUGAAGACGGGUACAUCAUCAUCAAUGUCUUACUUUGAUCUCAAAUACUAUUCUAUACUUAAUACUCAUCCAGAGAGGCCAGAAGUUGUUUACUUUACUUAUCAACCUCCUUAUAUCCUAGAUGGAGCUACCUUGUCCUACGAUCUGAAGCGGGGAGAAUUAGAGUACGUCAAUUUUAUAAUGCUAUAUACACCUCAUUGGACGGUGUUCCAACCUAGGGUCUCCUGCUGGCCUACUCCAAUUCCAAGGUACGAGGAAUUGCGAGGUAUCUACAAUGGGAAAAUGAGCUGGUUCAGAGUACCAAGCAACCACAACUCUCUCGAUACUGCUCAUCGAAACAAGUACACAAGAAAGAGGGACUCUGGGGUUGGUUUGAUUGCUGAACCGAUAGAGGAAUGCCAAUCCAGUAACCACGGUGUGGCAAGUCCUUGGGUACUGCUCACCGAAACAAGUGCAAAAGAUCAGCAAGAAAGCAGGGCUUUGGGGUUGGUUCGAUAGACGAAUGGCAAUCACACAACCAUGGAAUCGAUCAAUUAUACCCAGGCAGACGUUGCUUGCGAAUCAAGUAGGAUGAUUGGUAUUAGAAGACAUGUGAGUUGAAGGUGGGAAAUGAGACUACGCGUUGAUCAAUUGGUUUUGAGGGUGUUGGUUCAUGCACUACAGGCUAUGAUGAAGAACUGUGUUUUUGGUGUUUGCGAUUGAGAGAAGAAGGAGAUGAUGAUCAGAAAGCAAGAGUGCUGUUUCCUUAGCAAUUGUUGGAUGGUAGAAGUGGCAACUGCUAUCUAAUUGUGGCAUGGUGAUGAUUGUAUUGUUUUUGUUUAAGAUGGUUUUCAUUUCAGAUGAUAAUGUUAUCCGUACAAUGUGAAGUAGUUGCGGCUCUAGUCAAUCCUCCAGCAUUACCAUUCCCACCGGCAGUAGAUGUUAAUUAGCACUGGGGUUGAAAGUCGUGCGACGAUAAUUUAUUUAUGGUUUAUUUAUUGUAUUGUUGGUAAUUUAAUCUCAUGUACGAUAUAUGAUUUCCUUAUCGCUCUUCAAAUAAGGAUUCCAUUUGACA